UCUAAAAUCCGAACACGGCCGUCCUUUUUUUCGUUUAGAUUUCAUUUUAAGAAAAUUUCUUUUUUCCUUCUUCACCUCAAUUAAAAAAAAAAACGCAGCGAAAAGUUCCCAAAUACAGAACCCUAACAUGUUUGUAUGGUCAGGUUUCAUAGCAGUGUUUUUCGGAGUGUAAUUUUUGUUGUCAUUUUCUUUUGGUUGCGGAGAAAGGGAACGAAAGGAACACAAUUGGCUUUUUCACUCCUUGGGUCAGUAGACUAUGGAACAAGAAAAUAAUAAAAAUGAAGCUGACAAUGCUGCAGAAGACAUGGCAAAAUCACAAUCAUCUGAAAAUAAAAGCCCAAAUUUAUUGAAGGCCAAAUCUAAUAUUGCAAAGUCAAUGGCCAAGAAUUUCUUGAAGACAAGAAAAGCCACUGGUACUUCUGAGGUUCAGAGGAAAAAGCAAGAGAAGAAAAACAAGAGUGUAUCAGAAGGCAGUAAAGCAACUGAAAAUGAUGCUAAGAAGCUAAAUUCAAGGGAAGAGAGCCAACAAAAGGAUACAACCACCAGUAUGGAGCAUGUAGAGAACGGUCAGCAGAUCGAAAAGAACAAAGAAAAUACAUAUGCAUCUGAUAGCAAGGAAAAGAGUAGUAAGUCAAAUGACAGUCCCAAGAAACUAAGAAGGGGAGAGGAGCCUGGUCGGAAGAAUGAAGAAAAGCAGAAAGUUACGAAAAAGAGAAAACGAAAUGAGCAGAAGGAAAAGCACAGUAAUUCAGAGAAGAAUAAUGAUAACAAAGAAAAGCAUGAUGAUAAGGGAAAGAAACCAGAAAAUAAAAAGAGAGAAAGGAUUGAUGGUCUAAUAUUUAUGUGCAAUGCAAAGACCAAGCCAGAUUGUUUCAGGUACCAUGUAAUGGGGGUACCAACUGGUAAAAAAGAUCUUGUUUUGGGUAUCAGACCAGGGCUUAAGCUUUUUCUCUAUGAUUAUGAUCUCAAGCUUAUGUAUGGGAUUUAUAAGGCAUCUUCUUCUGGUGGCAUGAAACUUCAGCCCAAGGCUUUUGGUGGGGCUUUCCCUGCUCAGGUGCGGUUUAGUGUCCAUGCUGAUUGUUUUCCUCUGACAGAGAGCAUUUUCAAAAAGGCGAUCAAGGAGAAUUAUAAUGAAAAUAACAAAUUCAAAACUGAACUUACUGCUAGACAAGUUCGGAAGCUCACAGAACUGUUCCGACCAGUUGCAGUUCAUUCAACUGCACUGGUUGUUCACUCCCCGUCAAGGGGAAUGGCUCGAAUCCUUGAACACCCUGAAAAUAGGGAAGCUCAUGUUAGACCAAGGGAAGCAAGGCCCCCUUCAGACAGAGAAGCAUCUGCUAGAGACCCUUAUGCCAAUAUAAGUGCUAGAAGUUAUUCUGUUUUAUCUCAUGAAAGGGAUCGGCAAAUUGUAAAUGGAGAGUUGGCAUCUAUUCGGAGGGAGGACAUUCAUCGUGAUUUAUACCUUAGUGAGAAGGAAUACAGGGCUUAUGGUCUUCAGGGAGAGAGAAGAAGCUCAACUCUUCAGCAUCAUAUCGCUCCUAGAUUAGGACCUUACCAGGGAGAUUAUAGGGAGCAGCUUCUAUGCCAACCGGAACCGGUAUACAGGGAAUCUGUGCCUAUGCAGAGAGAUAUAAUUCGCUCUGAUUCUCGUUACUUGACUGAGAGAGAGUAUCGGACCUAUGAUUUGGGUGCUACACGAGAAAUGCAAUCAGCUGUUUCUGCUGCAACUGCAAAUACAUCUUUAGCUGCUGCUUCUUCUUUGGAUUCCUAUGCUACGGAUCCAUAUUAUGGUCGUUAUUACGGUGCUUCAUUGGUGGACUCUUACCUGCCACAUCCAAGAGAGGCACACCUGAUUGAGACUGAUCAUCUGAGGAGGAGAGAAAGCAACCAAGUGGAUAGAGUGUAUUCCACAUAUGCUUCUGAUGCUUUAGCAUAUGACAACCUGAUGCAUCGACGUCAAGAUGUUAAGCCUGAAGCUGCUUCUACAUCAGUUUCAUCCCGGUAUUCUUUUGCUGGUGCAUCUUGGUCUUAUCGCAGAGAAAACGCAAAAGACAUGGGAUUGUGCUUUUCUGGUGACUUGAAAGGAGGCAAACAAGCCAUUGGUGGGGUUCAAGGUUGGUCCACCAUGAAUAAUAACGAAGGACAUAACGAAGCUGUUGAUCACUUUUAUAGAGCUCGAGGUCAUUGUCCUCUUUUUACUCAAAUUGAGUUAUCUAUGUCAGCUUCAAAUUUACGUGAUUGUGACAUCACAUCAAAGAGUGAUCCUAUAGCAGUUCUGUAUGUAAAGAAAAGGGAUGGGACAAUUGAGGAGCUUGGUCGCACUGAAGUCAUACUCAACAGUUUGAAUCCUGCUUGGAUUAAGAAGAUUAAUGUUGCUUAUCAGUUUGAGAUUGUUCAAAAUUUGGUUUUUCAUGUAUAUGAUGUGGAUACAAAAUUUCACAACAUACCUGUGAAGGUGCUUAAGUUGAAUGAGCAGGAUUUUUUGGGAGAAACCACUUGUGUUCUGUCUGAGAUAGUGACCAAAAGAAAUCGAUCUUUAACUCUCAAUCUCCAUAGCAAAAACGGGCCCGGAGGUUUCAAAAACUUUGGGACAGUGACUGUCCAUGCUGAAGAAACUUUUUCAUCCAAGAUUGCUGUUGAGAUGAAAUUGCGUUGUUCCCAAUUGGACAACAAGGACAUGUUUUCUAAAAGUGAUCCUUUCUUGAGAAUAUCAAGACUAACUGAAAAUGGACAUUCUGUUCCAAUAUGCAAGACAGAGGUGAUAGACAACAAUUUAAAUCCAAUUUGGAGACCGUUAUGUCUAAGCAUGCAACAGUUUGGAAGCAAGGAUAACCCAUUACUUAUCGAGUGUUUCGAUUUCAACAGCAAUGGCAAUCAUGUAUUUAUUGGCCAACUUCAGAAAUCAGUUUCUGAGUUGGAAAAACUUCACAAAGACAGAAGUGGUGCAAAUUUGGUUUUCCCAUCUAAUCGUGGUCAGGAAAAGGUUCUGAAGGGCCAGCUCUUCAUAGAUCAAUUUAUUGAGAAGGAGCAAUUCAGCUUCCUUGACUACGUAUCUAGUGGAUUUGAGCUAAAUUUUAUGGUUGCCAUUGACUUUACAGCUUCAAAUGGAAAUCCUCACAGCCGAGAUUCCUUGCACUACAUUGAUCCUUCAGGCCAAUUGAAUUCUUACCAGAAGGCUAUAAUGGAGGUUGGGGAGGUCAUGCAAUUUUAUGAUUCUGAUAGGAGGUUUCCAGCUUGGGGUUUUGGAGGAAGGACAUAUGAUGGCACUUUGUCCCAUUGUUUUAACUUGAAUGGUAUGAAUGGCUAUGAGGCUGAAGGAGUUCAAGGUAUCAUGGCUGCUUAUGCUAGUGCUCUGCACAAUGUCACUCUGGCUGGACCUACAUUUUUUGGCAAUGUGAUCAACACGGCUGCAAAAAUGGCUGGCCAGGCUACCUCAAAUAACAUUACCAAAUAUUUUGUGCUGCUCAUUAUAACGGAUGGAGUGCUGACAGAUAUUCAAGAAACAAUGGAUGCUGUGGUUAGGGCAUCCGAUCUUCCUCUAUCUAUUCUUAUAGUUGGAGUGGGGGAUGCAGAUUUUAAACAAAUGGAGAUUCUGGAUGCUGAUGAUGGACAUCAAUUGGAGAGUUCAACAGGUCGGUUGGCUACACGAGAUAUUGUACAAUUUGUUCCCAUGCGAGAAGUGCAUAGCGGGCAGAUUUCUGUUGUUCAAGCUCUGCUGGAAGAGCUGCCAGGGCAGUUUUUGACUUACAUGCGGUCUAGAAACAUUAAGCCACUCCAACAUGCUUGAGUGCAAUCUUUUUUGGGUUGUAGCACAAAAUGUUUCAGAACCUUGGGAAUGGAAAUAGGGUUGCAGCCGUCUCUGGGCUAAUGUCCACAAGAUAGCCUAAGCAGCAAAAUAUAGAUGUUUUAGAACUGUUAAUAUUGUUUUUUUUUUUUUUUUGGGGAGCAGGGUUAGUGCCAUGUAAGAAGGCAUUAACAACUGAAAUUGGUCUUUUCAUACAUAUUUUUUUAUUCUUUAUUUGUCGUGUUAAUCCUUUUAGAUUGAAUAAAAAAAGUAA
This is a messenger RNA of Durio zibethinus, 4058 nucleotides long. Lineage: Eukaryota; Viridiplantae; Streptophyta; Magnoliopsida; Malvales; Malvaceae. The record is from RefSeq and is a predicted model, not a curated record.